Molecule: messenger RNA, 2478 nt
Organism: Neurospora tetraspora
Lineage: Eukaryota; Fungi; Ascomycota; Sordariomycetes; Sordariales; Sordariaceae
Exons: 2
Coding region: 1-2478 (825 amino acids)
Biological process (GO): regulation of DNA-templated transcription
Molecular function (GO): zinc ion binding; DNA-binding transcription factor activity, RNA polymerase II-specific
Source: RefSeq, a predicted model, not a curated record
AUGCAACAGCAAAUAGGGAUGAGUUAUCACCGAGCUAAGGGUACCAGGGAGGCCACGACUAUCAUGGGUCCCCGUCCAGACCCCUCAGGAACAUCAUCUUCUACACCUCGGCCUGCUCAGUCGGGAAGGAAAGGGUCGAAGAAAGUAAGAACCGGCUGUCUAACCUGCAAAAUCCGCAAAGUCAAGUGCGAUGAGGCAAAACCGUUUUGUGUCCGUUGCACAAAGACCGGUCGAAGAUGCGAUGGAUACUUGGACGCAAAAACCAUGAUCAGCAGGAGACCCCGAAGGUCCGGCGGCGUGUCCCAGACCGGUGCCAACAACCCUCGCGGCUCGCUAUCUGUCUUUUACGAAUGGGCCUCCUCCGACGAAAAACGUUCCUUUCACUUUUUCCAGGACGUCACGGCACCUUGUCUUUCCGGUGACUUCGACGGUGCUUUUUGGCGUGUGCUUGUGCUCCAGAUCUGCGAAUCCGAACCAGUAGUGAAGCACGCCGUGUUGGCUGUUAGCAGCUUGCACGAGGCAAUGGUACGCGGUGCGGUGGCGCCCUACGUCGACAUUACCGACAAGCAGUCAUUUGCGCUAUUCCAAUACAACAAAGCCAUUUCUUGUCUUUUGGACCGGAUGCCAGACGCCGACUCAAGGCCCCUUGUACCACUUCUCACCUGCAUCCUCUUCGUCUUUGUCGAGUUUAUGCAAUUCAAGGAUGUCGAAUCACUUAUCCACUUACAACAAGGGCACCAGAUAUUAAGUCAGCUCGAACGGAAGCCAUCGCUGCGGGGGAACCCCGAAUUUGAGAUCAUACGGAAUCACAUUGUUCCCAUGUACACGCGAAUCAGUCUAACGUUGAUGAUGAUCGGUGGCGAUCCUACUGCUAUACCAGUGCCCUUGAAGACGUUGAUCGACGUUCCGACGACCUUCGAAACGAUUGACCAAGUUCGGUACGCUCUACACGACUUUAUGGAGGAGUGUCUCAGGUUUACAAAGAAGUCAAAGCCGGCAAAGUACCAACAAGUAUCACCAGAAGAACUGCGGGCACUGGAAGAAGAACAGGAUCUUUUGAUGAGGAAGCUGUCCAGGUUUAACGUCGCAUUCUCGCUCUUCCUCUCAAGAAACCAAAAACUUCUCCCGCCGGGAUGUGUCGACUUGAUCGAAAUACAUACCAAAACCAUCCACAUCUGGAUAUCAACAGCGCUGAGCACCAACGAAACCGCCUUCGAUGACCACAUCUCAUUCUUUUCCGCCAUCAUUCCCCGCGCAUCCGCCUUCAUGGAAACUCUUUCCAGCCCUACAACACGCGAAAACCAGACAACCAAAGCCGGGACAAUGACAGCAACAGGAACAGCGGCCUCACUAACAGACGCACGACGCUUCUCGGCCAUGUUCACUUUUGAAACCCACGUCAUAGCCCCCUUGUUCUUCGUCGCCAUCAAAUGCCGCCACCCCGAAGUCCGCCGCGCCGCCCUCGACCUCCUCCGUCGCAACCCCGCCCGCCGCGAGAAUGUCUGGCGCGCCGACAUCAUGGCUUCGAUAGCUGACUACACCAUCAAGCUCGAGGAGAGGCAUCUGCACUCCCCCGACUCCGAUUAUGCCCCACCACAUCAGGCAUCUCCACCCGACGCAACGGGCUCGCCGUUCUCGUACCCUCUCGCCCCUGGUGAGAUGUGGUCCAGCGAACUUCAAGACACACCCUUUGGGUAUAACGACGCCGAUUCCUCGUCAGGAUCAGUCGGCGAAGGAACAGUCGACCUGGCCCAAUUGGACCUCAGCAAUCUCCCAGUCGACCCAUCCCUACUGCUUGCUGAAGAUCAGCAUUCGGUGCACUCGCUCAGCGGUUAUUCCUACUCUGCUGCGUCUUCGUACGACAUGGAUGCCGCCGCUGAGUCAAACGGCACGAUAUACAUGGACGUGGACGUGAACAACACGCCUGUAACAGUUCCGAUGACAUUAUCAGCCGCAGUGGCAGCAGUGACCGCGGCUACAUCAACACCAACAACACUAUCAGCAACCUCACCCGCCUGGACAACAACAACAACAACAACAACAACAACAACCGGCACAUACCCGACACCAAGCAUCUUCCUCGAACCACCCACUCCCUUGGUUCAAAACCAACAGCAAACCCAACAUCAACAGCAACUGAACUGGAACACUAUCACGGCAGCAAACGCCCCCUCAUAUACUACAACACACCCACACUCGCCGCACUCACGGAAACAAUCGUCCGGCAUAUCCUUCAGCCCCAGCCAUUCACCGCCAACACCAGCCCAAGCCCAACGGAUGCGCAGUCCUGACGCCCCCUACGAUGUCCCCAAACACUUCCGGGUGCACACGGCGGCGCUGAUGUCGGACUGUGACGACGGAAAGGAAGAGGGGACGGGUUCGAGGAGGAGGAGUAGCAGUAAGGUGGUUUUGCUGAGGAAGCUGCGGGGGUUAGGGUAUGAGUGGGAUGUUCAGACGGAGUAUUUGGCUGUUAGUUGA